GAGGCUCCGCCCCGCGCGACCGCCUCUCUUCUCGCCGCCAUCUUAGGUUCCCUCGGCUAUCCCUCCCCGGGCGUGCGGACACGCCACGAGUGGUUUGGAGGCGCGCGCCAUCACCAUGCAGAUCUUCGUGAAGACGCUCACGGGCAAAACCAUCACCCUCGAGGUUGAACCCUCGGACACUAUCGAGAAUGUAAAGGCAAAGAUUCAAGACAAGAGGGUGCUGAUGCGUUAUUCAAUCCUUCCAGGCAUCCCUCCAGACCAGCAGAGGCUGAUCUUUGCAGGCAAACAGCUUGAGGAUGGCCGCACGCUGUCCGACUACAACAUUCAAAAGGAGUCGACGCUGCACCUGGUGCUGAGGCUGCGCGGUGGCGCCAAGAAGCGCAAGAAGAAGUCGUACACGACCCCCAAGAAGAACAAGCACAAGCGUAAGAAGGUCAAGCUCGCCGUGCUCAAGUACUACAAGGUGGACGAGAACGGCAAGAUCACGCGUCUGCGGCGUGAGUGCCCCUCGGAGGAGUGCGGAGCCGGCGUCUUCAUGGCCAACCACUUCAACCGGCAGUACUGCGGAAAGUGCUGCCUCACCUACGUGUUCAACAAACCCGAGGAGAAGUGAUGUGCGCGUGUCACCCCUCUUUGUUAAGUGCCGCGAUGCUUAAUAAAGAAGCCUUGUGAACGGCA
This is a messenger RNA of Lethenteron reissneri (Far Eastern brook lamprey), 678 nucleotides long. RefSeq names its product ribosomal protein S27a (gene RPS27A). NCBI's taxonomy places the organism in Eukaryota, Metazoa, Chordata, Hyperoartia, Petromyzontiformes, Petromyzontidae. Gene Ontology annotation, molecular function: protein binding; structural constituent of ribosome. The record is from RefSeq and is a predicted model, not a curated record. Gene Ontology annotation, biological process: translation. Gene Ontology annotation, cellular component: ribosome.